AACACUGAAGCGCAUCUGAAGCCCGCCUCGCCCCCACGCGCGGCUUCUCCUACUCGGUUAACUCAACUUCAACAAGUCGGAAGGAAUAAUUCAAGGUUCUAACCGACGAUGCGUUUGCAUCACAGCUGAAAUCCUUCACACCGAAGUCAGUAACUGUCCUCUUGGCCCCCACGUGACGCUUCGGGUUCUUUUACGUUCAGUUUAUGAAACAGCGUAAACUACUUUGUCACAGUGGAAACCCGCCGGAACAAGCGCGUUAACUCACCGAGCAGCUCGUUGGGAAUGCCCUCCGACAUGUCCCCUUCUGCCGGGGCGCACAGCGCGGAGGAGUCCGGGGAGGAGGGCCGGCGGAGCGGCCGCGCCGUGGGGGGGGAGAGAGGGGAGAGACGGAGAGGGGCCGGGGUCCGAGCGCGGGCAGCGGUGCAAAGAGGCCCGUCUUCUUCAGCCGGUCACCUGUCGACACCCUGCUCGCCGUCUGCGCCCGUUCCCGCGAGCCAGCACGCCGCGCGUACCUGCGUGCCCACGUGACGUCACGCCCCUCGCUCGCACCCCUCGGUGCGUUCCUUCACGGAGAGCGACACCUGGCGGCGGGUUGAGGGGCGCUAACCGGAAGCUGGUUUUCGGCAGCUUUAUUUUGUAACAGGAAAAUGCCUCGUUGAAUGUGGACGACACGCUGCUCUUGGUAACGUUCUCCAGCAGCUCGCUCCAUGGAUCUGGCUCUAAAUCCAGAUGAUGUCAGACACUGACAGAUAUGAAUGAUGUUUUCCUGAGAUUAUUGGCUUUAUAAUCCAAAUACAUAUUGUAGUGGCUAAAGUUCCCUUUUUACUUUCGGCAGUUGCUUCUUCAGGUCUUCAUUCAUUUAACCACCCCAAAACGGAAAGAACGAGUCUACGCGUGUUUAAUGUGUUGAACAACGGUAGAAAACAGUGUGUUCGCUCCGUUCGCUUUACUGACAGAUCUGACAGAGGACAAUUACACCGCGUUUUCUCGCCUCGUCAAAGCACAGGUGCCUUACGUCAUAAGUCAGUGCGCUCACUCGCGUCACUUCUAUGUAUGACGCCAAGCAUGUACACUAAACCUGUAUUAACUAACAUGCAAAUUAUGAGUACAAUUAUGUAAUCACAGUGUAAUUAUACUUAUGAUAUAAUAAAUCGUCAAUAAACAUGAAUCAAAAUAAUAUCGAUCUAAAUCUAAAUUACAACAUGGAAAAUGGCACUAACACAUAUACUUUUAGGAUUCUUGCACAUCUUGCCAAAUUUUUGGUCUAUUUUGCAUCUGUUUCCUGUUUGUAGGUUUAAGAAGAUAAUGUACUUAAUAUCUCUGGAACAAUCUGAGGGGGUUUACAGCUUUUGUGUCAUAAGAAAUCACGCUUGAAGUAAUUUUUUGAUCAUAUCUUGGAUCAUAUUCGUAAAAUGAAUAAAUGCGUCAUAAAUGUAGGUGGUCGAUAUCAACGUGAAAGGCAUCUCUGGAUACAAAGGAUUUCGCCGUAUUUCACGGUUAAUUUUUUCCCAGGAGACAUUAAGUGUUUUCCGGCACUUCAUUGUUGUCAUAUUGUUGUAGUUUGGAUAUUUGGACAAUCGGUUUUGCCACUUUUGGUACAGUUCACUUUAAGAGGGGAAGGGGAAGUUAGAAAACAAUAUCUUGAGUUGUCUAGUGAGCCUCCUUAUCCACAUUUGUUACGUUUAGAAAAGAUGGAAAGUAAUAAAAGACGGAAAUAGCGAAUUCUAUAAACUUUUAUUUUGAAGGUUUCCCUGUAAGCCACAGAGAACCCGGAUGUUGGUCUCAGACCGAUCGGCCGCAGCAUCAGCAGCGUGUCUCCGUCGUGUUGAUCAAGUAUCAGUUGUCUCCAUCAGUCCUGAUCCGGAUCCACCAGAGUCUCUGCACGUCCGGAUGAACCUCUGAUGGACUUUCAGCUGCUCACCUUUUGUUCUGGAUCUUGUUCCUCUGACUCAUCAUCAAGCUAUAGAGGUUAGCUUAGCACGCUAGCUGGAAGUUAGCGGCACGGUGCUAGUCCGAGUUUAACGGAGAACCAACGGUGUUUAUCUGGAGGACACGUGUCUGAGAUUCAGUCAAGAUGUCCAACGUCCAAAUGCUGAGAUGUUUACUGAAGCAGCGAAUCACCGAGGACGCCGAAGAGACAUUUGGGCUGUUUGAAAGAACGAUAGCAGAGUACGAGGAGGAAGCUUCUGGAUUAAAAGAGGACAACGAGGGACUAAAGAAACGUCUGCGAGCUGUUUUCAACCCAGAAGUCCGCGUUCACAGAGCAGACCUCCUGCAGAUGUUCGUGGUUAAAGAGGAGCAGCAGGAGGGGAGCUCUAGUCUAGACCAGGAUGACCCAGAGUCCCCCCUUAUCAAAGAAGAGCUGCUUCAAGGGCUGGACGAGGCUGACAUGAAGGUCUCAUUCACUCUUGUGAAAAAUGAAGAUAAUGAAGAGGAAGCUCAGUCCUCACAGCUUCAUCAGAGACAAACUGAACAGAUGGAGACAGAAGGUGAUGCAGAGGACUGUGGAGGACCAGAACCAGACAGGAACCCGGGUCCAGAUGGUCCUCCAGAACCAGAUACUGAUGACGAAACUGAGGACUCAUCUGAACCAGAUACUGACGACAUUGAUGAUUGGAAUGAGACCAGAGAACCUCACUCAGGUUUAAACUCUCCUAAUAAUGAUAACGGUUCCGUCAGUGAGUCAAGAUGUAGAACAAGUGAGAAACCUUUGAUCUGUUCUGAAUGUAAGAAAACAUUUCGUUGCAUUAAAGAGCUGAAGAGACACAUGAUGAGCCACACAUCAGAGAAACCUUUCAGCUGCUCGGAGUGUGGUAACUGUUUCACUGCAAGCGGAAGUCUAAAGACUCACAUGAGAUGUCACACAGGGGAGAAACCUUUCAGCUGCUCACAGUGUGGUAACUGUUUCGCUCAAAACAAACACCUGAAGACGCAUAUGAGGUGUCACACAGGGGAGAAACCUUUCAGCUGCUCACAGUGUGGUAAACGUUUCACUGCAAGCGGAAGUCUAAAGACUCACAUGAGAUGUCACACAGGGGAGAAACCUUUCAGCUGCUCACGGUGUGGUAACUGUUUUGCUCAAAACGAACACCUGAAGCUACAUAUGAGGUGUCACACAGGGGAGAAACCUUUCAGCUGCUCACAGUGUGGUAAAUGUUUCACUACAAGCGGAAGUCUAAAGACUCACAUGAGAUGUCACACAGGGGAGAAACCUUUCAGCUGCUCACAGUGUGGUAACUGUUUCGCUCAAAACAAACACCUGAAGAUACAUAUGAGGUGUCACACAGGAGAGAAACCUUUCAGCUGCUCACAGUGUGGUAAACGUUUCACUGCAAGCGGAAAUCUGAAGACUCACAUGAGAUGUCACACAGGGGAGAAACCUUUCAGCUGCACAGAGUGUGGUAAAUGUUUCACUCUAAGAGGAAAUCUGAAGACACACAUGAGGUGUCACACAGGGGAGAAACCUUUCAGCUGCUCACAGUGUGGUAAACGUUUUACUGCAAGCGGAAGUCUAAAGACUCACAUGAGGUGUCACACAGGGGAGAAACCUUUCAGCUGCUCACAGUGUGGUAAAUGUUUCACUGCAAGCGGACGUCUAAAGACUCACAUGAGAUGUCACACAGGGGAGAAACCUUUCAGCUGCUCGGAGUGUGGUAAAUGUUUCGCUCUAAGUGAAAAUCUGAAGGUACACAUGAGAUGUCACACAGGGGAGAAACCUUUCAGCUGCCCAGAGUGUGGUAAAUGUUUCAAUCUAAGUGGAAAUCUGAAGACACACAUGAGAUGUCACACAGGGGAGAAACCUUUCAGCUGUGCAGAGUGUGGUAAAUGUUUCGCUCUAAGUGAAAAUCUGAAGGUACACAUGAGAUGUCACACAGGGGAGAAACCUUUCAGCUGCCCAGAGUGUGGUAAAUGUUUCACUCUAAGUGGAAAUCUGAAGACACACAUGAGAUGUCACACAGGGGAGAAACCUUUCAGCUGUGCAGAGUGUGGUAAAUGUUUCAGACAUGGUGGAACACUGAGGAAGCAUCAAUGUCAAACUGUAAAAGUCCACAUGCAAACUCACACAGAUGAGAAUCCUCUUUAGCCCCUUUACCCAAUCAGUACCCUCUCUUGGUUACAUCAUUGUUGCCCAUGUGAGUUUUGACAUGGAAACUCAUCCACGGAGGCUCUCACCUCCCUGGCUGAUGGAGCUCAACCUCCUGCAAAGAUUUCAUUUUUUAAAAUGUUUGUGAAGACAGAGAUUAUGUGCUAGCUCAAAGAGGCCGCCGAGGAUUGAGAGAGCAUCCGUACCCUCUUACCAUUGAAGAGUUUAAUAUAUGGUUCCCCCUCGUGUUCUUUGUUCAGUGGUGUGACUGGCCCGCUCUGCAAAAAGUGUCUAGUCAGAUUGACAAAUCUAUCCAGAGAGACAGCGUCAGCAAGGCUUACGGGGCUGUUAGAAAACGUCUUGUUUACGACAAUACACCGAGCGGUGUGCAACCUGGUAUGUCUACUACCAUGUGUAGACCGAAAAUAAUUCACCCCUCAACCAUCUAAAAGAAUGACAGGUGGUAGAAAAUAAGUUCUGUGAACCUGACGAGGUGUUUAAGGAUACUGCACGGUUCCUAGAAUACCUUGGAAUCAGGGUGCUACAUCUGUUGAACAAGGUCUGGGUUAAAUAUAAUAUAGAGAUCUGCUACGGCUGUCAAACAAAUAAUCCCAGUCAGACAAACUAUCCGUGUUUAUACCCAUGUGACUGGUUCACAGAACUACACUUUGAUCUGCUGAUGAAAAGGCUCUGGAAUGAGAACUUCAUAUCCGCCAUCCUACUGUUUAUGGAUAUGAAUGACCUUCAAGUCGAUGCAGACCGCGUCCAGGGGGGUGCGGAAGUACUUCUUGACGAGCUGAAAUCUGGAGGCAAUGCGGCUGAAAGUAUCCAGAAAAUGUAUGAUACACUGAUCGGGGAAGAUGAACUCAAAAUGAACCAACUGAAAAAGCUUGGCAGGUUGUGGGGAGAAGUAUCAAACCCGUAUGAAGCGUGGGAGGUACCCGAUGAUGAUGAUGAUGAUGAUGAUGAUGCGACAGACAUUGAUGUGUAAAAACAAUCAAACAUGCUAAAAAAAAAAAAAUGAAAUCGAAAAUGAAUGAAGUUUUCUGAGUGUUUUUAUAACUGAAAAUGUAUUUUGGUUUUUGCAGUGGGGCGAGAUACUACUAUACUAUCAAUCUGCUUGUCACAUGUUGUACAAGAGAAAUAAAAUAUGUUGUAACGAA
Molecule: messenger RNA, 5247 nt
Organism: Gasterosteus aculeatus aculeatus (three-spined stickleback)
Lineage: Eukaryota; Metazoa; Chordata; Actinopteri; Perciformes; Gasterosteidae
Source: RefSeq, a predicted model, not a curated record